Molecule: messenger RNA, 3610 nt
Organism: Nerophis lumbriciformis (worm pipefish)
Lineage: Eukaryota; Metazoa; Chordata; Actinopteri; Syngnathiformes; Syngnathidae
Product: toll-like receptor 8
Biological process (GO): toll-like receptor signaling pathway; actin filament organization; positive regulation of interleukin-6 production
Cellular component (GO): plasma membrane
Molecular function (GO): actin monomer binding; pattern recognition receptor activity
Source: RefSeq, a predicted model, not a curated record
GAUGGAGAUAAGUUGAGCAGUUGUUUUUAUGUUGUUUGUCCUUUUGUUUCACUUGUGGUUAUUAUAAAGCAUUGACGAAUCCCAAGGAAUCAAUAAAACCUUCAGAAUGACUCCUAUGUGUUGGAUGCAAUUGCUGCUGCUUUGCAUGUGUUGCUGGCCUGCUGCGACUAAACCCAAAUGGAUGCGUCCCCAGUUCCCUUGUGAUGUCACGGCCAAGACUAUCUCAGAGGUUAUGUUUGACUGCAAAGGGCGUAAACUGAAGGAUAUACCAGAAGGGAUAACAAGUAAUGCAACAGCGCUGAACUUAUCGGAAAAUAACAUCAAUCAUAUCGGUCUUAAUUCUUUUUCUAACCUAAUGAAUCUCACCCUACUCGACCUGAGCUUUGCAAACAACAAACAGUUAGUGAAUAUUGACCACGAUACUUUCAAAAAACUGACCAAGCUGCAAACAUUGUAUCUGAGCUUCAACCGCCUGAAUGCAAUACCUGCCAAGCUCCCGCCUAGUUUGACAUUCCUUGAGAUACACAAUAACAAUAUUACAUCCCUGGAUAAGAGCAGCUUUAAUGGAUUGAUGAACAUGACAACACUAUGGCUAUACAAAAACUGCUUCUACUGGAACCCAUGUGGGAGGUAUAUGAACAUUGCAGAUGGCAGUUUAGCAGUGAUGACCCAACUUCAGUGUUUGGACUUGUCCUUUAACAACCUAACCAAAGUCCCCAAAGGAUUGCCCUUGUCGUUGCAACAUCUAAAUCUGGCGGCCAAUCAAAUCGAGUACAUAUCGGAAAAGGAUUUCCGUGGCAUGAACCAACUGAAAGUCCUGAAAAUACACGGGAAUUGUCCAAGAUGUCAAAAUGCUCCUUAUCCGUGUGUUCCCUGCAAAAACGGCGCACUUGCCAUCGACCAAAACGCAUUCGAUGAUUUAACAGAUCUUGAAACACUCCACUUGGGAGGAAACUCGAUGACAUACAUGGAUCCACGCUGGUUCCUGAACCUAAAGAAACUCAAAGAACUGUAUGUCGCGUUUAAUUUCUUACAUGCCACAAUAUCUGGGGAGGCUACAUUUCUGUCAUACCUUCCAAAACUUGAAAAAAUUGAUCUGUCAUUCAACUUUGACAUGAAGUCCUACCCCUCAAAACUGAAUCUAUCCAAGAAUUUUACACGUCUAGAGGCGCUUAAAACUUUGCAUUUGGAGGGGUUGGUCUUCCAGGAAAUAGGAGCCGACACACUCAGACCUCUAUACGAGCUCAAAAACUUGUCGACACUGAACUUAGGAACAAACUUUGUCUUGCAGCUAGACUGUGCCAUAUUAAGCAAACUAUCACACUUGAGGCUGAUAUACCUAGCAGAAAACCGUCUCUAUCCAAAUUCGGUGAAAACUCUGGUGUAUUCAAGCGAUGGAUACAACGAGAGGCAGGACUUUACGGUUUCAACAUUAGCAAUACGUCAUCCACAGGAGUUUGAGAUCACACAUAGCUUAAUCAAACAGGAGUGUUUCGACUCCGGGCCAGUGCUAAGCCUCGCCUCGAAUAAUCUGUUCUUCAUUUCACCACAGCAGUUCAUUGGUUACAGCAAUAUCACAUGUCUCAACCUCUCGAAGAACGGAUUUUCAGCAGCGCUGAAUGGCACAGAGUUCUCCUCCAUCACUACGCUGACAUAUCUAGACCUGUCCUUCAAUAAGAUUGAUUUAGUCUACGACUACGCCUUCAGUGAACUAAAGAACCUCCAAGUACUGGACAUCAGUCACAAUUCUCACUACUUCCAGGCCUUUGGCAUCACACACAACUUACACUUCAUAAAAAACCUGCCUGUCCUGAGGGUGCUGAAUAUGAGUCAUAACUCUAUUUCCACAUUGACAACAAAACAUAUGCACAGCAAAUCAUUAACAGAGCUACAAUUCAGACACAACUAUUUAGGGACUCUUUGGAAAGACGCCUCAUAUCUUAAACUUUUCACCAAUCUCACUAAUUUGACCAUAUUAGACAUUUCUGAAAACAACAUCAAGAACUUACCCGACGAAGUUUAUCAGUUCUUGCCACGAAACCUUACAACACUACGUAUUAGUAAAAAUGUUCUCAAGCAUUUCAAAUGGGACGAGCUAAGUUAUUUCCCUAAACUUCAUACUCUGGACCUGAGCCACAAUUCCAUAUCUGAUGUGAUAGGCAUAGACUCCAAUGCCACCAACAAUUUGACCGACCUUGACUUGAGUAACAAUGACAUUUUCCAUUUGGAUGACGGGUUUUUGAGAGGCGCAAAAAGCCUUAGGACUCUUUCACUUAGCCACAACAAACUUAACCUAAUCAAUCAAUCAACAUUCCAGCACAGACCUGAAAUAUUGUUACUGCAUGGUAACCCGUUUCAGUGUACCUGUGACAUGCUAGAUUUUAUUCUGUGGAUUGAAAACAGUGGUGUGCACAUCCCAGGACUGUUUGCUCAUGUGACAUGUGAAGGACCACAAAAACAGAAGGAUCAUCCACUCAUCCUCUUCGAUAUUAACCAGUGUGUAAAUGACAGUCUGGCGUUCUUGCUCUACACAGUCACUUUUUCCUUCAUUAUUGUUUUUAUGGUUGUGGUGACGGUUUCCCACUUGUUUUACUGGGACGCUUCCUACAUCCUACACUAUUUGAAAGCAAAAAUGAUAGGGUACCACUCUUUGAACUCGUGCUGUGGCAUUUAUGAAGUCUUUGUGAUUUACGACACCAAAGACCCACACGUUUCCGAGUGGGUGAUGAAGAAUCUGCGUGUGAAGCUGGAGGAGGAGGGGGAAAUACGUCUCCCUCUGUGUCUUGAGCAGAGGGACUGGAUUCCUGGAGUCCCCCUAAUGGACAACCUAAUUCAGAGCAUCCGAAACAGCCGCAAGACAAUGUUUGUUCUCACAGAGGGGUCUGUCAAGACAGGCAUGUUCAGGCUGGCCAUGUACCUAGCACAUCAACGAUUGCUCGAUGAAAACAUAGACGUUAUUGUGCUGCUCAUGCUGGAGCCCGUGCUCCAGCACUCCCACUUCCUGCGUCUCCGUCAGAGACUGUGCGGGAAAAGUGUGGUGGAGUGGCCCAAAACAGCGGCCGCCGAGCCUUGGUUUUGGCAAAACCUGCGGAAUGUCAUCCGAGUAGACAAUCAGGUCAUGUACAACAAGACCUACUCCAUGUACUUUAACAGUAGAACCAAUCUUGCACACCCAGUAGCCCAAGUCUCUGCAAGCAUGUCUGACAAACCCGACAUCACAGAAGUCACAACCUUUGACAAGUCCAAGCUGAAGAAGACUGAGACCACUGAGAAAAACCCACUGCCCACCAAAGAAAUCAUCGAGCAGGAAAAAGCAGAGUCUUCAUGAAAACCGACCCACAAUGUGCUGCAAGCCUCCCUUUUUUUUGUCAACUGAAUAUCACUGCAUUUACCUUUUUUUGGGGGAGGGUGUAGUAAAGAAUGGCUUGCACACGGCAGGUUCAUUGGGUUUCUUGGGCGUUUCAUCUCCGGUGGGAGGAGUGGGUGAGGCCACACUUCAUGAUAUGCAGCCCCCCACACUAGUCUACCUGCAACAUCCUCAGUUUGUCUUUGUAAAUCUGGAAUGCACAUGGUUGUUUAAUAUGCAAAAUAAUAAAAACCUGUAAAUGGC